Messenger RNA from Dama dama (fallow deer), 3747 nucleotides. RefSeq names its product glutamate ionotropic receptor NMDA type subunit 1 (gene GRIN1). The coding region runs from base 122 to 2995 and encodes 957 amino acids. The transcript is spliced from 19 exons. The record is from RefSeq and is a predicted model, not a curated record. Gene Ontology annotation, biological process: ionotropic glutamate receptor signaling pathway; monoatomic ion transport; chemical synaptic transmission. Gene Ontology annotation, cellular component: NMDA selective glutamate receptor complex; synapse; plasma membrane. Gene Ontology annotation, molecular function: NMDA glutamate receptor activity. NCBI's taxonomy places the organism in Eukaryota, Metazoa, Chordata, Mammalia, Artiodactyla, Cervidae.
AAGACGCGGCGCCCUCCGUCCGCGGGAUCGGGCGCGCGCAGGACGGCCGGGGCUUCCCGCUGGGGAUGCACCGAGGGCCCCGUGUUUGCGCUGCCCAGAGUCAGGGCGCUGCCGAGAGCCCAUGAGCACCAUGCGCCUGCUGACUCUAGCCCUGCUUUUCUCCUGCUCCUUCGCCCGCGCCGCCUGCGACCCCAAGAUCGUCAACAUCGGCGCGGUGCUCAGCACGCGGAAGCACGAGCAGAUGUUCCGCGAAGCUGUGAAUCAGGCCAACAAGCGGCAUGGCUCCUGGAAGAUCCAGCUCAACGCCACCUCCGUCACCCACAAGCCCAACGCUAUCCAGAUGGCCCUGUCGGUGUGCGAAGACCUCAUCUCCAGCCAGGUCUACGCCAUCCUGGUUAGCCACCCGCCUACCCCCAACGACCACUUCACACCCACCCCCGUAUCCUACACAGCCGGCUUCUACCGCAUCCCCGUCCUGGGGCUGACCACGCGCAUGUCCAUCUACUCAGACAAGAGCAUCCACCUGAGCUUCCUGCGCACCGUGCCGCCCUACUCCCACCAGUCCAGCGUCUGGUUCGAGAUGAUGCGCGUCUACAGCUGGAACCACGUCAUCCUCCUGGUCAGCGACGACCACGAGGGCCGGGCGGCCCAGAAGCGCCUGGAGACGCUGCUGGAGGAGCGCGAGUCCAAGGCGGAGAAGGUGCUGCAGUUCGACCCGGGGACCAAGAACGUGACGGCGCUGCUGAUGGAAGCACGGGAGCUGGAGGCCCGGGUCAUCAUCCUCUCCGCCAGCGAGGACGACGCUGCCACCGUGUACCGCGCAGCCGCGAUGCUGAACAUGACGGGCUCGGGGUACGUGUGGCUGGUGGGGGAGCGCGAGAUCUCGGGGAACGCUCUGCGCUACGCCCCGGACGGCAUCAUCGGGCUGCAGCUCAUCAACGGCAAGAACGAGUCGGCGCACAUCAGCGACGCCGUGGGCGUGGUGGCCCAGGCCGUGCACGAGCUGCUCGAGAAGGAGAACAUCACCGACCCCCCGCGGGGCUGCGUGGGCAACACCAACAUCUGGAAGACCGGGCCGCUCUUCAAGAGGGUGCUAAUGUCUUCCAAGUACACGGACGGGGUGACUGGCCGUGUGGAAUUCAAUGAGGACGGGGACCGGAAGUUUGCCAACUACAGCAUCAUGAACCUGCAGAACCGCAAGCUGGUACAAGUGGGCAUCUACAACGGCACUCAUGUCAUUCCCAACGACAGGAAGAUCAUCUGGCCAGGCGGAGAGACCGAGAAGCCACGCGGCUAUCAGAUGUCCACCAGGCUGAAGAUUGUGACGAUCCACCAGGAGCCCUUCGUGUAUGUCAAGCCUACGCUGAGCGACGGCACGUGCAAGGAAGAGUUCACCGUCAAUGGGGACCCGGUCAAGAAGGUGAUCUGCACGGGGCCCAAUGACACGUCGCCGGGCAGCCCGCGCCACACUGUGCCCCAGUGUUGCUACGGCUUCUGCAUCGAUCUGCUCAUCAAGCUGGCGCGAACCAUGAAUUUCACUUACGAGGUUCACCUGGUGGCCGACGGCAAGUUCGGCACGCAGGAACGGGUGAACAACAGCAAUAAGAAGGAGUGGAACGGGAUGAUGGGCGAGCUGCUCAGCGGGCAGGCGGACAUGAUCGUGGCCCCGCUGACCAUCAACAACGAGCGCGCGCAGUACAUCGAAUUCUCGAAGCCCUUCAAGUACCAGGGCCUGACCAUUCUGGUCAAGAAGGAGAUCCCGCGGAGCACCCUGGACUCCUUCAUGCAGCCCUUCCAGAGCACGCUGUGGCUGCUGGUGGGGCUGUCCGUGCACGUGGUGGCUGUGAUGCUCUACCUGCUGGACCGCUUCAGUCCCUUCGGCCGGUUCAAAGUGAACAGCGAGGAGGAGGAGGAGGAUGCGCUGACCCUGUCUUCGGCUAUGUGGUUCUCAUGGGGCGUCCUGCUCAACUCAGGCAUCGGGGAAGGCGCCCCCAGAAGCUUCUCGGCGCGCAUCCUGGGCAUGGUGUGGGCGGGGUUCGCCAUGAUCAUUGUGGCCUCCUACACCGCCAACCUGGCGGCCUUCCUGGUGCUGGACCGGCCCGAAGAGCGCAUCACCGGCAUCAACGACCCGCGAGUGAGGCUGGGCCCGGCUGGGGGCUGGGGAGGGAGGCGCUCAGGCCCUCCGCCGCUUGGGGUGGGGCCGGGGAGCAGCCACGAGCCUGGCUCUCUGACCCCGCAGCUGAGGAAUCCCUCGGACAAGUUCAUCUACGCGACGGUGAAGCAGAGUUCGGUGGACAUCUACUUCCGGCGGCAGGUGGAGCUGAGCACCAUGUACCGGCAUAUGGAGAAGCACAACUACGAGAGCGCGGCGGAGGCCAUCCAGGCCGUGCGAGACAACAAGCUGCACGCCUUCAUCUGGGACUCGGCGGUGCUGGAGUUCGAGGCCUCGCAGAAGUGCGACCUGGUGACCACGGGCGAGCUCUUCUUCCGCUCGGGCUUUGGCAUCGGCAUGCGCAAGGACAGCCCCUGGAAGCAGAACGUCUCCCUGUCCAUCCUCAAGUCCCACGAGAACGGCUUCAUGGAAGACCUGGACAAGACGUGGGUUCGGUACCAGGAGUGCGAUUCGCGUAGCAACGCCCCUGCUACCCUCACCUUCGAGAAUAUGGCAGGGGUCUUCAUGCUGGUGGCUGGGGGCAUCGUGGCCGGGAUCUUCCUGAUCUUCAUCGAGAUCGCCUACAAACGGCACAAGGACGCCCGGCGGAAGCAGAUGCAGCUGGCGUUCGCGGCGGUGAACGUGUGGAGGAAGAACCUGCAGGAUAGAAAGAGUGGUAGAGCAGAGCCCGACCCUAAAAAGAAAGCCACUUUUAGGGCUAUCACCUCCACCCUGGCUUCCAGCUUCAAGAGACGUAGGUCCUCCAAAGACACGCAGUACCAUCCCACUGAUAUCACGGGCCCGCUCAACCUCUCAGAUCCCUCGGUCAGCACCGUGGUGUGAGGCGCCCGGAGGCGCCCACCCGCCCCGUUAGCCCGGCCAAGGACACUGAGGGGUCCUGCUGCUCGGGAAGGCCUGAGGGAAGCCCACCUGCCAGAGACUGCCCACCCCGGGCCUCCCGUCCGUCCGUCCGCCCUGCUGCCGGCGGGCAGCCCCUGCUGGACUGAGGCUCGGAUGAGAGCCGCUGAGGACGGGCCAGAGCUGAGCUGGCUGGGCAGGGCCGCAGGGCGCUCCGGCAGAGGCAGGGCCCUGGGGUCUCUGAGCAGCCAGGGGAGCAGCUGACUCGGCCCGGCAGAGGGGCUUGGCUUAGAGACUGGAGCCCCAUCCUUCCCGGCCACUCCCAGAGCCACGGUGGGCCUUGGCCCCGGCUGGCUGGGCCACCCCUCCCGCGCCCCCGCGCCUCACGGCCUCCACCCCACCUCCCCCUUCCUGCCUGUACCCCUUCUCCGCUUCACCCCAUCCUCUGAGCUGGCCCUGCCCUUCCUGGACUGCAGACCCUGAACCCCACCCGCUGGCAGCGCCUCCCUGGGGCGCGCUCGGACCCCCCGCUGCCUCCCACCUUCUCCGGACCCUGCGAGGGCUGAGCCUUCUCUUUGCCUCCUCCGCCCGCCGCCCAGGGCGGGCCUCGCAGACGCUGGCUGGCUCAGAACUAUCCUCAGCCCCGCUCGGUGCAGGCCCGGCCCUUCCGCGUCCGGGCGCGCCUCCCCCGUGCGGCCCGUGCCCCCCACCCCAGGGGCCCGGCGCGCGCCGACCCC